CCUAAUUCCAUAUCUCAAGACUGUCCCGUACCUCGCUACUCUGGGAAUAUCUUUACACCCAUAUACCUUCCGACCUGAGCAUUUACUAACAUCUAGUAUCCUUCACACUGCCCGGGCAUAUCCCCGCGAACCACCAUGGCCCGCCUCAGUACUCGAAGCUCCGGCGAGAGCCGGCCCAAGACACACCUGCAUACCAAAAACGAAGACACACGCCCAGUGCCUAAAGAGUCAGUGACUCGCAGCAAGUCUGUUCGAACCGCAGACAAACCAGCGUCCAGCGGGCGCAGCCGCCAUCAACGCAGCGGCACGGUGUCAAGCACCUCGUUUGACAUCUUCUCCGAACACGACGCAUCCAGUGAUACGGAGGGGACCAGCAGCUCCUCUCGAACAUCCUCUGAUAAUAAGACCUCGGACCCGCUGAAGCUGUCCCGCGUCAACUCCCUCCUCCGCCGACACCAACAGCCACCGCGCAGCCGGCCCACACCUAAGUCGGAGAUGUACGACCACGAUAAAGAGAAUGACCCCGUUGAGGAGGCAGAGGAGGCACAGGUGGAUGCGCCAAGUUUGAGCCGGAGCUCAUCGGGUGCUUCUGCUCAGCGCUCACCGGUCAGAAGAAAUGCCUCCGCUGCGGGCAGAGGUAACUCCCGGUUCUUGGGAUACCGACAGCAGUCAGAGGACGAUGAUAGCGGCUCGGAUUCGCUCGAUGACUUCAUCGUCAGUGAUGACGACGAGCCUAGCUAUCACGGCAGCUCAGAUGGCGAGACAGCGGAAGAAGACAGCCCUAAAGCGCCCACGCCGCCGCAGCCCCGGCGCAAACUGGUGAGGGGGAGGCGUCCGAACCCGGAGGCGGAGAUUAUGAAGGCGUUGGUGAAUUCACCACAAAAGCAAGAUCUGCAGCUGGAGCCUUCCCUGCCAUCUGCAUUCACUCUGCCCCCACCACAGACGGGUGUCACCCCUCGACGCCUGUUUCAAAAAAAUACCAGUCUCUCGGACAGAGUGAAUUGUCUGAGCCUAGAUGAUAAUGACGACACCUCACUCCAGUUACAGCGGGAGCUGGAGGACGAUGACCCCUCAUCCCAGCUACAAAAGGACUUGUUCCUCACAGCGGUAGAGCCUGAGUCUCCACUGCAGAAGCCAAAAGAACCAAUGCAGCCCGUGCUGGAGACCCCCCCAUCCAGCCCAUCCAAGAAGGGUCUCCGGUCCCCGACCAAAGAAAGAGUCGCCGUCCCACCGACGCCCUUCCGUGAGAGCGUUGACGCCUUCUGGAGCGAGCAGAUCACCAACGACUGGGUCGACCAGCACUCUCCACGCAAAGCAAACAAGCUGCUCGAAGAGUUCGACGAGUCUGACCCCGAGGCCGAUAUGGACAUCAUGCCGCACAGCAGUCGCCCCAUCACCACCACCAACAAAGAGUCACGCACGCCCAGCAAAACCGCCCUAAAGAAAGCCGAAGUCGCCCAGCGCAAGGCCGUAGCAGCAGCCAAGAAGGAUUUCGACGACAGGAAAGCCAGUGUCGCGGAGCACUUCCUGCAGACGCUCGACGAUCUCGUCACAGACGGCCGCCUACAGCGAAUGGCCAGCGCAACCGGCGGCAUACGCAUCACCUGGAGCAAGACACUCCAGACAACCGCGGGGCGAGCCAGCUGGCGGCGCGAGAGAAAGAAAAGCUCCCUCUCCUCAAGCACAGACGCAACGCAAGACGCAACGGCAAAACACACCGCAGGAAUCGAGCUCGCCGAGCGCAUCAUCGACAACGAACACCGCCUGAUCAACACCAUCGCGCACGAAUACUGCCACCUCGCGAACUUCAUGAUCUCCAACAUCCACAACAACCCGCACGGCGAGAGCUUCAAGCAGUGGGGCCGACGCUGCAAGAACGCCCUCCACGACCACCCCGUCUACGGCGGCGGCCGCGUCGAAGUCACCACCAAGCACAGCUACAAGAUCGACUACAAGUACGUGUGGAGCUGCGUCGACUGCAGCCAGAACUACGGGCGCCACUCCAAGAGUAUUAACCCUGCGCGCUCCCGCUGCGGUCUCUGCAAGGGCUCGCUGCAGCAGAUUAAGCCUAAGCCGCGCAAUGUGUCGCCGAGGAAGAAGAUGCCGGCGCUUCCACAGAAGCUGUUUGGGAUGGAGUUGGAGGAACGGAGUUGAUUUUAUCUUUUUUCUUUCUUGGUUCUUUUGCCGUUUGGUUGCUUGGCUAUUUGUAUGUUUUUGGUGUUAGGUAGCGUUGUUGUUUAGCAUCUAGCCUGGUUUAAAUUGUCGACGUGUUUGGGAUAUCUAUCAAGC
Molecule: messenger RNA, 2289 nt
Organism: Aspergillus candidus
Lineage: Eukaryota; Fungi; Ascomycota; Eurotiomycetes; Eurotiales; Aspergillaceae
Product: SprT-like family-domain-containing protein
Exons: 2
Coding region: 136-2154 (672 amino acids)
Cellular component (GO): nucleus
Source: RefSeq, a predicted model, not a curated record